This is a messenger RNA of Rhodotorula graminis WP1, 279 nucleotides long. RefSeq lists its product as uncharacterized. NCBI's taxonomy places the organism in Eukaryota, Fungi, Basidiomycota, Microbotryomycetes, Sporidiobolales, Sporidiobolaceae. The annotation marks the transcript as partial. Gene Ontology annotation, cellular component: mitochondrion. Gene Ontology annotation, biological process: mitochondrial respiratory chain complex II assembly. The record is from RefSeq and is a predicted model, not a curated record. The transcript is spliced from 2 exons.
UCCUCCAACUCGUUCUCCCGCCCCGCCCCGCCCGCCCUCCCGCCGCACCUCCAGCGCGAGUUCGACGAGCUCGUCAAGCGCGCCCAGACGCCCGCCGCCCCCGGGGUCGACCUGAGCGGGCUCAAGGACGGCGAGGAGAUGCACCCGGACUUGGUGAGGAGGCCAAAGCCCGAGUUUGAGGGCGACGAGAACCCCAACACGGGAGAGAGGGGUGGGCCAAAGAGGGAGCCGUUGGUGCACGGCGACUGGGCGUACGGCGGCAAGGUGACCGACUUCUGA